Carya illinoinensis is the source of this 1206-nucleotide messenger RNA. RefSeq names its product putative disease resistance protein At3g14460. NCBI's taxonomy places the organism in Eukaryota, Viridiplantae, Streptophyta, Magnoliopsida, Fagales, Juglandaceae. The record is from RefSeq and is a predicted model, not a curated record. The transcript has a single exon. Bases 1 to 1206 code for a protein of 401 amino acids.
AUGGGGGGGCUAGCAAAUGUACAAAAGUUAGAGGUUGAUGGAUGCAUGGAACUGACGCACUUGUGGUCAAAUGCGGUGGGAUCAUUUCCGCAUCUCCCCAGUCUUCGUCAUCUGCAGGUUUCUGAUUGUCCAAAACUAGUUUCGUUGGUAGCUAAAGGCCAGCUGCCUCCAACUCUAAAGGAACUAAGUAUACGGGAUUGCAAUAAUAUUCAGAUUUUGGUGGAGGAGGAUGACACGGCCAACAGCUGCGGCAGCAACGGUGACAACACCAUAUCUCAUGAUCUUCAGGAUUUGUACAUUCUCAACUGUCCAUCCCUCAAAUCCCUAAUAUCAAGUGGUGAAUUACCAACAACACCUCAAACAUUACGGAUUGGUUCAUGUCCAAAGCUAGAGUCAAUAGCGAAGGAAUUACAUCAUAAUUCAUUGCUUAAAUCCAUUGACAUUUAUUAUUGUGGAAACCUUAAAUCUUUACCCACCGGUAUACACAGUCUCGGCCAUCUAAGCAAUAUUAGGAUUGAAGGUAGUCCAAGUCUCGAUUUCUUACCGGACGGUGAGUUGCUCCCUGCCAACCUGACAAGGCUUGAUCUUGCCCGCUGCGAGAAAAUCCAGGCCGUGGUCAAUCGCACACACACUUGCACCUCUCUUCAAGCUUUGACGAUGGGGGAAUGUCCAAGAGCACUUGUAUGCUUUCCAGAAGAAGGUUUUCCCACCAACCUAACAUCUCUUCGGAUCGAUGAUAGCAGUAUCGCUCAGGGCUUGUUUGAGUGGGGGUUGCACAGGAUUACCUCUCUCAAAGUUCUUAAAAUUUGCGAUGGAACUUCGCACCUGGUGUCCUUUGCAGAGAUGAAGCUGCCUAGUUCUCUAAUCGAGUUGAAGAUGGUUAACUUUCCGAAGCUGGAAUACUUGUCUCCCGAGGGCUUUCGAAACCUCACAUCACUUCAAGGGUUGUGUAUAUCUAAUUGCGAAAAACAUAUCGCGUCCUUACCAAAGAAGGGCCUACCUCCCUCACUCCGAAGACUUUGGAUUACUGAUGGUAAAAAGUUAACGUCAUUUCCAACAAACUGCCUACCUCCCUCACUCCUGACGUUAUGUAUCUACAGGUGUCCUCUCUUGGUAGAAUGGUGGAAAAAAGAACGAGGACGGGAGGGGUCUACGAUAGCCCGCAUUCCCCAUGUAGAUAUAGAUGAAGACUUGAUUGGUAAAUAG